AGCUUCCAAACUCAUUUUUGAAUAAUACUAGGCUACAAAGAAUUACACUGUGAAUUCAUUAAGGGUAACACCAAACCACUAAACAGCACUGUUUGUACAGAAAUGUCGAAAAGCUGUGGAAAUAAUUUAGCGGCCAUUUCUGUAGGAAUUUCGCUUCUUUUACUCUUAGUGGUUUGUGGAAUUGGGUGUGUUUGGCACUGGAAACACCGUGUUGCCACACGAUUUACCUUACCGAGGUUUUUGCAAAGGAGAAGCAGCAGGAGAAAAGUCUGUACUAAAACAUUCUUGAGCCCCCGCAUCAUUGGCUUAAGGCAUGAAAUCUCAGUUGAAACCCAAGACCACAAAUCUGCUGUCAGGGGAAAUAACACACACGACAACUAUGAAAAUGUGGAAGCAGGUCCUCCCAAAGCUAAAGGAAAAACCGAUAAGGAAUUAUAUGAAAACACAGGGCAGUCUAAUUUCGAGGAGCAUAUCUAUGGAAAUGAGACAUCUUCUGACUAUUAUAACUUCCAGAAGCCUCGUCCUUCUGAAGUUCCUCAAGAUGAAGAUAUAUACAUUCUUCCAGAUUCAUAUUAGCUUUUUAAAAUAUUGACUUUUGUUAUUGGAUGAUAAAUAUUCACUGUAAUUUUUCAACAGCAAAGACAUGGAAUCAAACUAAAUGUUGAUC
Molecule: messenger RNA, 667 nt
Organism: Pan troglodytes (chimpanzee)
Lineage: Eukaryota; Metazoa; Chordata; Mammalia; Primates; Hominidae
Gene: GAPT
Product: GRB2 binding adaptor protein, transmembrane
Exons: 1
Coding region: 103-576 (157 amino acids)
Biological process (GO): B cell homeostasis; B cell proliferation involved in immune response; immunoglobulin production involved in immunoglobulin-mediated immune response
Cellular component (GO): membrane
Source: RefSeq, a predicted model, not a curated record